AUGUGGACCUGUACCAUUUUCAAGAAGUGGGACUUGUGUGACAAGGAAGCAGCUGCGCAUCCUCCGCGUCCUUGUUCACGAUUCCCGGAUCUACCUUUGGUGACGGUGCCGGACGACGUUUCUUGCACCGCGGAGGCGGCACACAAACCUCCCGAAACUGAGCAAUCUCGGCUGCUAGGAGACUGGCAGGUGAGUUCCCAACUGCACGACGCUUUUCAGGUUGCCGAGAAGGAGUCACAGCUCCUGGGUCACUUGCUCAUUGGCGAGGAAGCUGUCGUUUUAGGCAUCUUGACAAACCAAUCUUUGGCUACAGACCUAUGCGGUCACACGCCGAAUGCGAUGGUGAAGGCUGCCGCCAAGAUGGCUUUGAAGCGAGGAUACAAGCUGACGGAAGCGUUUUCACCUUCUUUACCCUACACGAUGUUUGCGCUGAGCCAAAGGAUGCAAGCAGCUUUGGCGGAGGCUUCUCGAUGGAAGCAACUGUUGCAGCACACCGGCGACCUGAGAAUCGAGCACUUGGCAUUGGCACUCCUGGGGGAAUAUGGCCUGGACGGCAGCAGGAUGACUGAAGGAGUGCUAGCUGCCUUGCUGGAGUCUUUUGGUGUGAGGAUGGCAGAUGCGAGACGUGCAGUGUUCCAUCGGCUUCCGGGUGCAACUGCCAGACGACAUGCUGACUCUACAGAUCGAAUCUGUCAAGUGUUGCGAGAAUGCCAGGAUGCCACUGCACCCGCACCCUCAUCAACUGCGAAGAUGUGGCCACAACUGUUGGCAAGUUCGCUUGGCAAAAUGACCAAGGGCCUGAAAGAGCGAGUGGUGGAAGCCAAGUUGCUAUUGCUGGCCUCUAUCGCAGGUGAACACGUGCUUUUGCUGGGACCUCCUGGAACCGGCAAGAGCAUCAUGGCCAGGCGUUUGACAUCUGUUUGUGGCGGGCAGUACUUCGAACGUCUUUUGACACGCUUCUCCCUACCAGAGGAAGUUUUCGGGCCUUUAUCUCUUCAGGCUUUGCAAGACCAGGAUGAGCUGCUCCGACGAACCCGUGGGUAUCUCCCAGAUGCAGAAGUUGCUUUCCUCGAUGAAAUCUUUAAGGCAAGCCCCAGCAUCCUGAAUUCGCUCAUGUCUAUAUUAAACGAGCGCGUUUUCGACAAUGGGAGCGGUCGCCAAGAAGUCCCCCUGUGGUGCAUGGUGGGUGCGUCCAACGAGAUGCCCGAGAGCCACGCGCUGGAUGCUUUGUAUGAUCGCUUUCUUUUGAGGAAGGUGGUCGCACAGGUUUCCGAUAGUCAAUAUCAUGACUUCCUCUCCAAUGAGCUGGUCAGCAUGGGUCCUUGCAAUGCCUCUGCGGAGCCUGAGCAGGGCCAAAUCAUGGACUGCAAGCUCUGCCGUGAAGCUUGCAGAGUGGCAUCUCGACACGUCAAGGUACCUCAGCGCCUCCUGGAGCAACUCUCGGCCUUGAGAACGCACCUCCGGGAAGCAGACGUUAUCCUGUCUGACCGCCGCCUCGCGAAGGCUGUACAUCUUCUCCAGGUUGCUGCUUACACUUGCGGUGGAUUUGAAGUCUCAGAGAUCGACCUGCUUCUGCUUCAGCACGUCUUCUGGGACAGAGAUGCCGAGCUAGGCGAGCACAUCAGAGAGUGGCUGCUGGCGAACGUCAAGGCUCAUGGCGAGGAGGAGGCCCUGGCAGCGGCGCAAAAAGCACUCAACGAAGCUGAGCAAAAGCUGCGGUGGGCGAGGAGGUUUCCUGGAGUCAGGAUGCACGUCAGGAAGCUUUUGGCUGUUUUGCAACGGUUUGUGGAGGGCAAGUUGCAGACGUGGUGUCAAGCAGAGGCAUCCGUGAAGCACCGCUUGUCGCUCAUUGGCCUUCCUGGGCGGAGAAGCCAGGCUGGCUUCUGCUGGCUCGAAGAGAAAGAGCUGCGAGACAUGGCGGCUGUGGUGCUCCCGGAGGUCCGUCGUCUCGCCAGAUUCGCCGAGUCCUUGGUGACACGAGCCGCCGCGCUGAUGGCAUCGCUGGAGGAUGUUGAGGUGCAACAACGGCUGACCCGCGCUUCUCCGUCCGCAGACUUUUCGCUUGGCACCUUGAAGGUAGAGUGGGAACAAGAGGCCGACGCAUGCUUCCAGCUUGAUUGUUUUGGACGAGCGGAUUUGGCUGUGGAGACCGCCCUUGAAGGGACGACCACAUCUGAGGCCAAGCAGGGGUCACUCCUGGCUUCGAGCCGGGCAUGCGAGAAUGAGGAUGGCCUCCAGAACUUGGAUGAGCUUUGCCAGGUGCCAAGUAUCGGCCGGCGUUUGGCAAAGGUGUUGCUUCGAAGCUUCGGGAGCUGCAAGGCGGUCUUCGAAGCCGCAGACAAUGACGGCUCGAAAUUAUUGGCAUUGCCAGGGAUCGGCCAGAGGCGUCUUGAACUGCUCCGGGCAGCUGCAAAGGCUCGGCUUUCCGGCGCGCAGUGA
Messenger RNA from Symbiodinium pilosum, 2439 nucleotides. The record is from the annotation of a GenBank genome assembly. Lineage: Eukaryota; Dinophyceae; Suessiales; Symbiodiniaceae.